GUUAGGUGAAACACGCACGGCCGCGGUAGCAAAACGUGGUGCGAGCGGUGGCAGGCGCUGCGCGUUUUGUGGGCGCUGACGGCGGAGGCCUGCGGCGGGCCAGUGGCUGGACGGCGCUCGCGGGCUACCGCGAUUAGCAGGCGGCAUGGCCGAGGCGGCGCCAGCCACGGGUGCGGCCGCCAGCAUUGUCAAGGAGGGCUGGCUGCAGAAGCGCGGCGAGCACAUCCGCAACUGGCGCGACCGCUACUUCAUCCUGUUUAGCAACGGCGACUUGGUGGGCUUCAAGUCGCAGCCCGAGCGGAACAACUACCGCGAACCGCUCAACAAGUUCACCGUACGCGACUGCCAGAUCAUGGCCGUGGACAAACCGCGCCCCUACACCUUCACUAUCCGAGGUCUGCAAUGGACUACCGUCAUUGAGCGCAACUUUUCCGUCGACACUGAAAAAGAGCGUGAGGAGUGGGUUGCGGCGAUCCGCUUUGUUGCCAGCCAGCUAAGCAGCGGCGCGGCGGGUAGCGCUGGAUCCGCGGGCGCGACGGCUGCAGGGAGCGAUCUCGACGACAUCGACAUCGCGCAGCUCGGCACCAGCUUCCGCGAUCCCAGACGCAUUACCCUGGAGAAGUUCGAAUUCGUGAAGGUGCUAGGAAAAGGCACGUUCGGCAAGGUAGUGCUGUCACGCGAAAAGGGCACCGGAAAGCUGUAUGCUAUGAAGAUCCUCAAAAAGAACCUUAUCAUCCAAAAGGAUGAGGUCGCCCACACCAACACCGAGAACCAAGUGCUCAAGAAGACAAAGCAUCCCUUCCUCACUGCGCUGCGCUACUCGUUCCAGACAGCGGACUGCGUGUGCUUCGUGAUGGAGUAUGCCAACGGCGGCGAGCUGUUCUUUCACCUGUCUCGCGAACGGUCCUUCAGUGAAGAGCGCACGCGAUUUUACGGCGCCGAGAUCGUCUCGGCGCUGGGUUACCUGCACAGCGAGGGCAUCAUUUACCGUGACCUCAAGUUGGAAAACCUACUACUGGACAAGGACGGCCACAUCAAGAUCGCCGACUUCGGCUUGUGCAAGGUGAACAUCACCUACGGGCGCACCACCAAAACCUUCUGCGGCACGCCCGAGUACUUGGCGCCGGAGGUGCUGGAGGACAACGACUACGGGCCGGCCGUGGACUGGUGGGGCACGGGCGUGGUGAUGUACGAGAUGGCGUGCGGGCGGCUACCCUUCUACAACCGCGACCACGACGUGCUGUUUUCACUGAUCGUGACGGAGGAGGUGCGUUUCCCGCGCGCGCUGUCGGCGGCGUGUCGCGCGCUGCUCGCCGGCCUGCUCACCAAGGAGCCGGCCAUGCGCCUGGGCGCGGGGCCCGACGACGCGCUAGAGAUCAUGAACCACCCCUUCUUCGCCACCGUCAACUGGGCCGACCUGGUGGCCAAGAAGAUCCCGCCGCCCUUCAAGCCGCAGGUGGACUCGGAGACGGACACGCGCUAUUUCGACUCGGAGUUCACCGGCGAAUCGGUGGAGCUCACGCCCCCCGACGAACCCGCCUUAGCGCGCAUCCAGGAGGAGCACUUCCCGCAGUUCUCCUACCAGGAUAUUUGCUCGUCGGCGCAUUCGGCGCUGUCGCACUUGUCGCAUCAGUCUGCGUCCGCGCACCGCCACUAGCGCCGGCUGCGCCGUAGGCUAAGCGAGCAGCACGUGCAUUUCUACUAAUCACCCUCCCGCGGCGCGCGCCUACCCCGCGGGCCGCGGGGGCCGCCGAUGUAUUUCCUUUUGUAUAUAUAAUAAAGUU
Molecule: messenger RNA, 1784 nt
Organism: Hyposmocoma kahamanoa
Lineage: Eukaryota; Metazoa; Arthropoda; Insecta; Lepidoptera; Cosmopterigidae
Gene: Akt
Product: RAC serine/threonine-protein kinase
Exons: 5
Coding region: 146-1657 (503 amino acids)
Biological process (GO): protein phosphorylation
Molecular function (GO): ATP binding; protein serine/threonine kinase activity
Source: RefSeq, a predicted model, not a curated record